Messenger RNA from Xiphias gladius (swordfish), 3412 nucleotides. RefSeq names its product solute carrier family 25 member 1a (gene slc25a1a). Gene Ontology annotation, biological process: mitochondrial citrate transmembrane transport. The transcript has 9 exons. NCBI's taxonomy places the organism in Eukaryota, Metazoa, Chordata, Actinopteri, Istiophoriformes, Xiphiidae. The record is from RefSeq and is a predicted model, not a curated record. Bases 42 to 1124 code for a protein of 360 amino acids.
CCACAGCGGGAGACGCCUCCGACCGUCGCUGACUUCCCAAAAUGUCCUCACUGCUGAAGCCGUUCUCGGUGUGCGAGGGGCCGUGCGAGAGCUGCGGUGUCAGGAGAGGAUGCCCGAGCUCGGCUCCCCCCCAUCAGCAGCCUCCAUUCCAGCGUCUGGCCGCCGCGGCGGGGCUGGGCUCUCCGCCGGCCCGCCAGCGGUCGUGCGCGGCGAGGAGGAACCUGGCGGCUGCAGCGGUCGGAGGGAGGAAAAUCACGCAUCCCGGAAAGGCUAUCCUUGCAGGUGGCAUCGCAGGAGGAAUAGAGAUCUGUAUCACCUUCCCCACAGAGUAUGUCAAGACCCAGCUGCAGCUAGACGAGAGAGCCAACCCGCCACGAUACAGAGGGAUCGGCGACUGUGUGAAGCUGACCGUGCAGGACCACGGACUCAGAGGGUUGUACCGAGGUCUCAGCUCCCUGCUCUAUGGAUCGAUACCCAAGUCUGCAGUGAGGUUUGGCACGUUUGAGAUGCUGAGCAAUCCCAUGCGAGACGCUACAGGUCGGCUAGAUAACACACGGAGCCUCUUGUGCGGGUUAGGAGCGGGGAUAGCAGAGGCCGUCGUCGUCGUCUGUCCCAUGGAGACGCUCAAGGUUAAGAUGAUCCAUGACCAGUGUUCCCUCAGACCUCGUUACAGAGGCUUCUUUCAUGGAGUCAGUGAGAUUAUCAGAGAACAGGGUGUGAGGGGGACGUAUCAAGGUCUGACAGCGACCGUGCUGAAACAAGGAACCAAUCAGGCCAUCCGAUUCUAUGUGAUGAAUGCGCUGCGCAAUUGGUACAAAGGGGAUGAUCCCAGACGGGAGAUGCACCCAAUUGUCACGGCGAUGUUUGGAGCAACGGCCGGAGCUGCCAGCGUGUUCGGAAAUACACCUCUGGAUGUGGUGAAGACCAGGAUGCAGGGUUUGGAGGCCCACCGGUACAAAAACACAGUGGACUGCGCCUUCCAGAUCUUGAAGCACGAAGGACCACAGGCGUUCUACAAAGGGACAGUUCCCAGGCUUGGCCGUGUGUGCUUGGACGUGGCCAUAGUCUUUGUCAUCUACGAGGAGGUGGUCAAACUACUCAACAAUGUCUGGAAGACCCAGUAGACUGACCACACGGUGGCAGAGGUCCAGAGGGAAGCACAGACCAGUGCCUCAUGCUACGCACAACUGAACACCUCUAUUUUAGUUCAUACUAGCUGUCUGCAUUAGCCCGGAGCGGAUGACACUUCAUCUUGAUCAGUUUCCACUCAUAAAAUAAAUGAUUUGCAGGACUUAUCGAAACACAGUGAUAUUAAGGGAGGGAGAGUGGCUAGUUGCAGAAAAACAGCUGUGUUUUAUUCAUUUCUUUUGAAGGACAGGAAAAGGCAAAGUGAAAUGAAGUAGGUGAUGUGUUAUUCUGUUCGAACUUGUAGACUCAGUUUCACAACCAGAAACAUGAGUAUACAGUAUUUAGUGAAGAAGCGCGGGCAAGUAUUAUUAACCAAAGGUUUAAAUUAGAAAGAGAAUGAAAAGAAAAAAAAAACACGAGUAGGUAAAAAAGAUAUUACGUAUGACUAAUGUUUUAGCUUUCUAUGACUGUUGUUACCGUACAUGUUGUAGAGUGAACACUUUGUACUGAAACCAUAAAUGUGUCUUCUGAUCCACGAAGUACUUACUCUACUGAGGGAAGAACAGAGAUGCUACUGGAAGCAAACAAGCCUGCUGCAGUACUUUAAAAUGUCUGUGCAGUACUUCAACACAUCUUGGUGUUGCUUACUUGACUUUUCUUGUGGCAUCAUCGCACUAAAGUAUUCACAGUAUUUCCUCGCUGUGUCUUGGUGAUGAAGUUUACAUGCUGUUCAUUGUGCAUUUUAUGGCCGCUGCUGACAACAGAGCACGGAUGUACGAAUCUUAAUCUGGCAUCUGUCCUGUUACACACUGACUGUGGCUUGUGGGCUUGUUGAGGCUGCACAAACUGGUCUGGAGUCAGUACCUCUCCUGCAGAUUGUUUCAGAGUUUUAACCUGACACGCAAUCAUUAAGCACAUAUUGUAGGAAGCAAACCCAUAUGUAGCGUAAUCCUCACAUGCAGUCUUAAGAGUUGCAGAUAAGAGUCAGUUUAUUAGUAGAAGUUUGUGAGCUCAAUGUGGCUAUUCUGGGGAAAUUCCAUUUUCAACAUAAGUAGAGUUCCUAAGGUUUUUGGUAGGUGGUUGCGUUCUCUACAGCUGCAUGUUAAGACUUUAUUCGGGAAUAUGUAAUCAGUAUUGCUUUGUUCAGAUCCUCGGUCAGGCUGACCAAGGCUAUUUCCAACCAUGAGCUCGUGUGUUGCCUGAAAUUUACAAGUGAAUUCACUUCUUCUCCACAUGAGAUGACAAGAUGUAAACAUGUCCAACUGUGUAAGCCACAUGACUUCUAUGCGCUUCAGCCUUCAGUUCGCUUACUGAUUCACUCAUCAAACAGACUGUCCUUUAGUCAGAUAUUAUGUCACUUUAAAGGGCCAGUAUGUAGGAUUUAGUGGCAUCUAGUGGUGAGGUUGCAGAUUGCAACCGAUGGAAUAAACCUCCCCUCACCCCUCCCUUUCCAAGCGUUUAGGAGAAGCUAUGGUGGCCUUCAGGUAAUGUCAAAACGCCGAAGGCCCUCUCUAAAGUGUUUGGUUUGGCUGUUCUGGGCCACUGCAGAAACAUGGCGGUGCAACAUGACGGGCUCCAUUGAAGAGGACCAGCUUCCUAUAGACAUGAAGGGCUCAUUCUAAGCUAAUGAAAACAUGAUUCAUAGUUUCAGGGGACCAUCCACUAAUGAAAACAUAACUAGAAAUAUUAGACUCCAUUUCUGCCAAUAGAUCCCCCUAAAUCCUACACACUCGUCCUUUAAAUUGGGAAGAGCCGGUUUUUUUUAACUUUUCCCCUCCUAGCAUUUCCAAGUGGUGUAACUGUUGGCGCCACUGUUGCAAAGAUGGGAUCGCUUCCCGUUUUCAGUGCCAGAUAAAGGCAGAUUAAAACAACUGGUUGCAGGUUUUGUUACUUACUGAUCUAGGAGAAAUAAUUCCAACUGAAUGUCGGUUUUGAAUCCUCUCAAGUUCUGGAGCUCUCUCCAUCAAGUGAAUGCCUGAACGAGGUUCACUCGUUCUACCUUGACUUCUCCCUCUUCGCCUUCGUUGCCUCUUCUGACGACAGGGCUCUUUUUCAUUUGCCCGGUAGAGUUUCCACACUAGGGAAAGCUAUCUGGGAAAACAAAAACUAUCCUCUUCCUGUUUCGUUUGCGCAAUGGUAAAUCGCACCAUCAUUUUCCCAGGAGAUUUCGUAACCGGUGGCAGACAGAAUUUCACAGUGAAAGCGGGGCUUAUAGGAAACCAAUCUAAACGCAGAUGUUGUCAUUACUCUAUAGCCAUUACUUUGUGUAAUCAACAUUAACUUC